Messenger RNA from Rosa chinensis, 2364 nucleotides. RefSeq lists its product as uncharacterized. Gene Ontology annotation, biological process: DNA integration. The transcript is spliced from 4 exons. NCBI's taxonomy places the organism in Eukaryota, Viridiplantae, Streptophyta, Magnoliopsida, Rosales, Rosaceae. Bases 1 to 2364 code for a protein of 787 amino acids. The record is from RefSeq and is a predicted model, not a curated record. Gene Ontology annotation, molecular function: RNA-DNA hybrid ribonuclease activity; nucleic acid binding.
AUGGAUUACAACCUUCCAGAGGGAGGGAUAGAGGCCUUCCACUCACUGUACGAAAGACUAUCAUCGUACUUAGUGGAAAAGGAGGCCUAUGAUCGGGUUGCGACCUUAGAGGUCAUUCAUGAAGAAAUCUCUGACCAGGAACAAGAUGCUGAGGUCAAUAUUCAGCUCGCUCCAGCAGCGCUGGACGAUACACCUCCCAAAGUCAGAGAUCCUACCGAGAAAGUCAAUCUCGGAACAACAGAUGAGCCUAUGGAAGUGGUCAUCAGCCCUUACUUAGAGCCUAGCAAAAUCCAGCCCUUCUCUCCAUUGCUGAGACUGCAAGGUCAGGCUGAGUUUGUAUGGGAGCCUAAACAUCAAGAGGCUUUUGAUAGGAUCAAGGCCUACCUCGCGAGUCCGCCAGUGCUUGUUCCUCCGAGGACUGGAUUCCCAUUGAAGUUAUAUAUCUCGGCAGCAGAGGCUUCCAUUGGCAGCCUGCUCGCCCAGGAUGAUGAGGAAGGUGUUGAGCACGCUAUUUUCUGCCUCAGUAGGACACUUACAGACUGUGAAACCAGAGGCCGCAUUGGCAAAUGGGUAUUGGCCCUAUCCGAGUUCUCGCUACAAUACGUUCCCCAGAAAGCAGUAAAAGGACAGGCCAUCGCAGACUUUCUGGCACAUCACCCUACCUUGGAUAUCCCAACGGUGAGAGAAUUAGAGAUAGCGACCAUAACUACCACCCGACCAGAUUUGGCUCGCAUUCCAGAGUACGCCAUAUGGUAUCAAGCCAUAGUCUCCUUGCAGCCUUGGGUAUUGUUUUUUGAAGGUUCACGAACUGAAACAUUAGCAGGGGCAGGAAUUGUUCUGGAAAACCCAGCGGGCGAUCGUUUCUCUUACUCUUUCCAACUGGAGUUUAAGUGUACAAACAACCAAGCUGAGUACGAGGCCCUUAUUAUUGGCCUAGAAGUCUUACUGGAACUGGGGGUAAGAGAUGUUCAGGUCCGCGGCGAUUCCUUAGUUGUGAUAAAUCAGCUUCAAGAAAAAUACAGAUGUGCAAGCUACUUGCUCGUCCCUUAUUUGAAUCGCGCCAUUGAGUUGCUGGAUCAGUUUGAUGACGUAGGUUUGGAGUACAUCCCUCGCGAGCGCAACUUCGCGGCCAAUGAGCUCGCUCAGUUGGCUACAGGCAUUACAUUGAAAUAUGGGGUUCGUGAACGCAUUCUGAAAGUCGAGCGCCGCACGCUACCUUCAUGGCUCGUACGGUCUGACCCUCCUGAUGAUCCAGUCGUCGCUGUCCUCGAGCCUAUUGACGUUGAUUGGCGCAUUCCAUUGAUCAAUUACCUCACACAGCCAGACCUGACGGCUGACAAGAGGACUCGUUUUCUUGCCUUAAAUUACUUCCUCAAGGACGAUGAGCUACGUCGACGUGGGGAGGAUGGCAUAGAUUUUCGCUGUGUGUAUGGCCACGAAGCAAAACGCCUAAUGCGCCAAGCACAUACAGGGGUUUUGCAGCGCCCAUCAAGCGGGACCCAAGAUGCGAUGGCUCAUCAGAAGACAUGGUGGGUUAAAGCUGAACCUUUGAAGGAGGCAUCUGGUGCCACCAUCCGCCAGUUCAUCUUUCGUAACAUUAUUUGCAGGUUUGGCAUCCCCGAGGUACUCAUUUCAGACUGGGGGGCAGCAUUCAUGGGAGGUCCUGUCGAGCAACUUGUCAACGAUUUCGGCAUCCAGUUCAUCCACAGCACUCCAUAUUAUGCUCAGUCCAACGGUCAAGCGGAAGCUAGCAAUAAGAUUAUUAUUACCCUGUUAAAGAAGAUGCUGGUAGAAAACCCUCGACAGUGGCACGACACUUUAUAUGAGACACUCUGGGCUUACCGCACCUCCAAGAGGAAUCCCAUUGCUACCACACCCUAUGCACUAAUGUUUGGUCAUGACAUAGUUUUACCUUUGGAAAUCAACGUUCAUUCCUUACGUGUGCAAGAUCAGCACCACUUGAUCAGUGAAGAUUAUGUCCAGGCGAUGUGGCAAGAACAUGAAGACUUAAGCGAGCAGUGCUUAACGGCUUUGGAUAAUUUAGUAAUGGAAAAGCAGCGUAUCGCCCGCACCUACGAUAAGCGGACACGUGGUCGCAGUUAUAAAGAAGAAGACCUUGUUUGGAAAGCUGUUUUGCCCUUUGGCGAGAAAUUGACUGGUUGCGGUAAAUGGACUCUGCGAUGGGAAGGCCCUUUUGUUGUUCACCGCAUUUUGGAACGUGGUGCUUUUCACCUCAAAGAUUUGGAUGGGGAACUUCAUCGCAACCCCAUCAACGGGCGAUUCCUGAAGAAAUAUUAUCCUAGUGUUUGGGAGUUCGAAGAUCCACCGGCUCAACCUUCGUCCCAGACUGGGGGGCAAUCAUAG